AGCAACUAACGCGCCGUACCUAAGUUAACGGCACUCAUGGAUGUGCAACCGUUUAUGAAGAUCCAAGUAGCUUUCCUUUAAAUAUUAAGCUCCGUGAAAUAUAUAUUUACUUAUUGCAACCUGCAUAGUAAUAACGAGUGGAGAAACUACCUCAAGGCCUCAUGGCCUCACAGAAACCACGACAGUCAAACUCCGACGAUGAAAGUACGCGCGCCAGUCGUCAAGGCGUCCUGAAGGCAACUGCGGCUUCUCAAACCCCGAACGAUACAGAUGGUACCAAGAAUAUAAGGCCUGCAACGACAACUACAGGAGAGAUCCAACCCCGCAGCUGGUAUGGUGGAGGGUCCUGGCCGAGGAUAAAAUCGGGGAUAAAAUCGAAUCCAUCUAUACAGGUCGUAAAGGAAUCUAUUAUGGCUGGCAAAUCUGGCAACAACUCCCGGCCAGCCGAUGUUGCGCUAUUCGAGCAAAGAACUCCGGCGGGGCCACAACCCUCCAAAGCCACUGUCUCUCGCCCAGCAUCUAUGGAUCCCGGGAAAAGCAAAGAGACACUUGAGCUCGUCUCCGGAGAACCCUCGAUCAAAGAUACCACUAGAGGCACUUAUGACACUGCGAACGGACCGACAACACAUUCCGCGAAGCCUACUGGCGACGAAUCGAAAUCGACAGAUACUGUUGUUGAGCCCGAGUCUGAUAAUUCAAAGCCUGAAUCAGACAACGUUGUGGAACGACCAAAAGAAACUGGGUGGUUAGAGUGGCUGCGGCCCACAAAAGCCGGACAUAACGUCCAACAUGGAUCAGUUGCUGCUGAAGAAGCUGUCCCAUCUGUCGAUGAACCUCAGCAACCAUCCAAUAAUGUGCCAUCUUCAGUCGACAAAACGAAGCCGCAAUCUCCAUUGGCUUCAACUGUUGCUACUGAUCCUCGACAGAACGCAGAAACCGGCCAACAUAGGCGAACAGAGCCAAACAGCCGCUGGCCGGGGUUAUGGCCUGUAUCUAACUCCACUAUCACAGUUGCUCGGCCCGAAGAAAAUAACAGCGAACAAGAACUCAUAAAGCCAGAUUUAACUAUGGGCAAAGAUAACGAACAAAGUAGCAACGCUACAACCACCGGCUCUAGCUGGGCUUUCUGGUCUAGACAGGUUCCAAGCGCAACUUCACAAACAACCAAUUCUGAUGAGAUGGGGGAGAUCGCUGUUACUGGAGAACCGUCGCAAGAACAUCCAGUGGCGGCUUUGUCCAACGGGCCUAAAACCGCGAAAGCAGGACCAGAGUUACCAGCUAAGACGGCUGCAGUCACGAGUUCCUCUUCUACAAAAUCCAUCGCUCCGAAUCUAUUACUCCCUUCUUUCAGAAAUACCUACCAUCUAGCAGAGAGCCCGUCAAUAAUACAGCAAAUCGCCCGUCUGUUAUUUCGUAGCCACCAACCUCCGACGAACCAUCUUUUUGUAAUCAAGGACCCACCCAAGAUCAAGAAAGCAAUUGCAAUCGGAAUACAUGGGUUAUUUCCAGCCGCUCUCUUGAGGACAGUGAUUGGGCAACCGACAGGAACUUCGAUUCGAUUUGCAAACCAUGGGGCCUCUGCUAUUGAGAGAUGGGCUGUAAAAAUGGGGGUCCAGUGUGAUAUUGAGAAGAUUGCUCUUGAAGGUGAAGGGAAGAUUGCGGAACGCGUUGACCAUCUAUGGAAGCUUCUUCUAAAUUGGGUCGAACACGUUCGGCAAGCUGACUUCAUCCUUGUGUCAUGUCACAGCCAAGGGGUUCCUGUUGCGAUGAUGCUAACUGCAAAGCUCAUAAACCUUGGGGUAGUGACCUCGGCGAAGAUUGGUGUCUGUGCUAUGGCUGGUGUCUCACUUGGGCCAUUCACAGAUUAUAAGUCACGACUAUUUAGCGGCAGCGCUGCGGAACUGUUCGACUUCGCAGACCCGGACAGUGACGUUUCUCGGAGCUACCACGAGUCUCUUGGUGUUGCCCUGAAAUAUGGGGUGCGAGUAACUUAUGUCGGCAGCAUUGAUGAUCAGCUUGUUUCUCUAGAGUCGGCUGUGUUCUCACCAGUGGAUCACCCCUACAUCUACCGUUCAGUUUUUGUAGAUGGCCGCAUCCAUGCUCCCGAUUUCAUCACAAAUCUGGUAGGUUUCGCUUUGAAAUUGCGGAACCUAGGAGUAUCAGAUCAUCAACUCAUCAAGGCGCUUUCCGCCCCAUUAGCUGGUAGUCUUUAUAGUGGCGAAGGGCAUUCAAGGCUGUAUGACGAAGAGGCCAUUUAUGACUUAAGUGUCCAAUUUGCGCUGGAGACGACAUCAGUCGGUCAAAAUGUUGAUCUAAAGGUCCAAAGGAGUGCGGCAACUAGCAGCUCUAAUCCCUUCCAGUUACCUUGGAGUAUGAGAGGGCUGCUAGAAGAAGAUGUUGUUAAAACGGAGCUAGACCAGGAGGCUAAGGAGCUUCUAUUGCAGUUUGAGGAGUGGAAGCCCACUACUAAGGUAUUGAAGGAUGUCAAGUAUAGACUUGAGGUUAUUAAAUCAAAGCUAUGACUGGUCGCGUUGCGGAUGGUGUCUGGAGUUAAGCAUAUUACAUUCGGAAAAUACCCAGGGAUUCUGCACAAUUAGAGGCGGCAUGCUAUUUAUUUUAUUAUUUCAAAUUAGAGG
This is a messenger RNA of Pseudogymnoascus verrucosus, 2636 nucleotides long. RefSeq lists its product as uncharacterized. NCBI's taxonomy places the organism in Eukaryota, Fungi, Ascomycota, Leotiomycetes, Thelebolales, Thelebolaceae. The coding region runs from base 162 to 2522 and encodes 786 amino acids. The transcript is spliced from 6 exons. The record is from RefSeq and is a predicted model, not a curated record.